This is a messenger RNA of Psylliodes chrysocephalus, 1890 nucleotides long. Lineage: Eukaryota; Metazoa; Arthropoda; Insecta; Coleoptera; Chrysomelidae. The record is from the annotation of a GenBank genome assembly.
CUAAUGAAAAUGCAGAAUUGAAAUUUCGAAAUUAAACGGUUUUUUAAUAAAAACAAACAACAAUAAAACACAUAAUAAAUAAUUUAAGAUUGUGAAGAAAACGUCAAGAACCUUUUUGUACGAUAAAUAUUAUUAAUAUGUCUAUUAACGAUUAUGAGCCACUUAAUAUACUAGACAACAACACUAAUUCCAAAAUAUAUAAAGUUAGAAACAAAAACACAGGUGAACAUUUUGUAUGGUAUACCAUUGAUUGUGAAAACACAAGUAAUCAACUAAUAAAUUUACAAGAAAGAUUCAUCACCAGAAAGGAAUUACAACAUCCAAAUUUAUUAGAUUUUUAUGAUUUAAUCAAAGAGAAUGCAACAUUUUAUUUGGUGGUUAAGUAUUGUAAACAUGGUUCUUUAAAAGAUCUUAUGGAUAUCAUUUACAAUGAUAACAAGAGAUUUUCAGAAGAAUUUUUAUGUAAAAUAUUGUACCAAAUCGCAUUUACAAUUAAAACUAUUGAUAUCACAACAAAUUUCGAUAUUAAACAUAUAUAUUUUGAUGAGGAUUAUAAUGUAAAAUUUUUUAAUUUUGAUAUAGCUAAUAAUGAAACAGUAAAACUCAAAAGUCAAAGAAUAUCUUCAUUGGGAGCCCUGAUUUUCGAAAUUUGCACUCUUACUAAAUUCAGUAAAAAACAUUUUGAUAAAGAAUUGAAAAACUGUAAUAAUUUAUAUUCAAAAGAGUUUUUGUGUCUACUAAUAACAACCAUAAAAGAUAGCAGGGAUCUAAAAAAAAAUAUUGAUAAAGUCAUGUGCAAUUCUACUUUAUUACUCAAAAUAACACAAUGGCAUAAAUAUAAAUGCUUUCUAAAAAUUGAUCAACCAAAAUGUUCCAAAAGCAAUGAAAACAUAGAGGACAUCUAUGCUUUGCAAAUCGAAAAAUUAAAGGAAAAGGAAAUUUCUUUGCAACAAAAAGAAAAAAUGUUAAAAGAGAUGGAACACAAAUUAUCAAUAAGAGAAAAGAAAGUAACAUCAAUGGAGAAAUUGUUAAGAGAUAACAUCAAACAAGCUGAGGAAACAAAAAACUGUAAUUGCUCUUCUAGAGGACCAAUUAAAGAAAAUUUAGAUUCAACCUACAUAAGUUGUGGGGAUUCUGUUGUAAUGCCAACAAGCAAAAAACUCAAUGUCAGGGAAAUUAUCAAACCUGCUACAUUCACAAGAACAUUAUCAGAAAAAAGGAUACGCUUUAAAGGCCACAGUCCUCUAAAAGACAUUGAUUUUAAUAGGAGGAGGAGUGUGAGGCACACUCGAUUUCACAAAGAUGUAUAUGUAAAAAAUGGCGAAUGGACAACAUGCUCUGAAGACACAGAAAAAACUGAAAAGAAAGGAACAAAUAAAAAAUGCAAACAGCUUUUUCCUACAUAUGAAAAUAAUUCUAAUGUAAUUGUAAACAAAAAUGUGGCUAAAUCUUUACAAUGGACUGAAGAAAAUAAGAAGUAUGCUUUUGAAUUGCUUCGUUUAAUGAAUAAAGAGAAUAAACCAACAGAUGUAAAACACACUUAUUUAUAAGACAGUUUUUAAAUUUUUUUAUUGUUGUAUUAGAAUGGUUGUGAUUUUGGACAGUAUUUAAUUUGAUAGUGCAAUUCAUAUUUUUUUAUAUAUAAGAUUCUUAAGAUUUUUUUAUUUUAGUGCAAUUAGCCUUGUAUUGUGUAGACUUUGUUAGAUUAUUAUAGUUAUAUAAACAUCUAUUUUUUUUUUUAUUACUAUCUUUGAUAGAUUUGUUUUAUUAUUAAUAAGCUUUAUUUUAGUGCAAUUAUUAACAUACUUUUUAUGAUGCUUUAUAAAUAUUUUAAUGUUUUAAAAUAUCAUUUUAUUUACCAAUACUUUAUCAAAAUAAAUUAUAUUUUAU